Messenger RNA from Chilo suppressalis (striped riceborer), 3173 nucleotides. Lineage: Eukaryota; Metazoa; Arthropoda; Insecta; Lepidoptera; Crambidae. The record is from the annotation of a GenBank genome assembly.
CUCUUUUAUAACUUGGCAACACUGGCUUUGGAAAGUCACAUAAUUGACAAAUGGCUGUGCUUCUAUGCUAUCUGUCACUUUCCGUGAGACGGGGGAAUAAACAGAAUAAACAGCGUAACUACAAUAAAAAUAGAACUUGAACUUUAAUUUAUAUUAUGGAUUCUAUUUGUAGAUUAUGUUGUUCCACAAACUUUGUUAACAAUUACUUAUUUGACGAAGAAAACGCACUGAAUCUGAAAAUGGAACUAUUUUUCCCAAUCAAGGUGACAAAAGGGGAUCAAUUGCCUCAGAAAGUUUGCAACCGAUGUAGUUGUAAAGUGAAUGACAUCUACCAGUUUUGUAAUAUAGCUAUUGAAGCACAAGAUAGGUUGCGAGGCAUGCUGUUAAAUAUUAGUACAAAUUUAAAUGACUCUAUUGAUCUAACUGUUACUAAACGUGAAAACUUACUACCAAUAAUUCCUGGAAUGAGCACAACUGACCAAGGAACACAGACUGAAAUGACAAUAAGUAAAGAAGAAGUAGACUUCGAGAGUCCAAAGGUGGAACCAAAAUCACGCUCUCCGUCACCAAUAAAAAGGGAAGAGUGCUCAUUUGAAUCUGAACAUCAUGAUCUGCCCGACAGUAUUCUCUCUGAUGACAGUGAUGAUAUGUCACUUAUUGCAUUAAAGAAAAGGAAAACAAGUAGGAAACCAAGUACGAACGGUGAUGCCCCCGUAAAAAGAGGAAGAAAGAAAAAAGGCAAACUAAAAGAACUAAUUAUGAAUGCAUUGCCUGAUACUAAUAAUGUUAGUUUACUAGAAAAACCAGAUGAUUCCAUAAAAACAGAUGUUAAAGAAGAGACCGAUUUCCUAGAGGCUCUACAAAUUCGUAAAACUACUGUGAAAGUGAAAAAGACUGUAGUAGUGAAAAAAGAGUUGAAUGAAACUGACUCAUUCCAAUGUUGCAUUUGUUUACUACAGUGUUAUUCACGCAGCGCAACCUUACAGCAUUAUAGAGAGCACGUGGCGGCGGAGCGUGUGGAGCGGCCCCCGCCCCCGCCGCGUCCCGCCGGCACCGCGCCGCGCUGCGCUCGCUGCAACAAGGCAGUAGAGGGCGGGAGUGAGGCGUGGGCGGGGCACUGGGCGCGGCACUGGGAGCGUGAUGCCCGGCCGUAUCGCUGCGCGCUCUGCGAGAAGGCAUUCCGCGACCCGCACCAGAUACUCAAGCACGGAAUGACACACAAAGCGGGCGAAGACGCGCAAGAAAAGCCGCUCAACAAGAGGUUCGUGUGCGACUUCUGCCCUGAGGGAUUCGUUUAUAUGAGGUAUUUGCUAUCUCACCGCGCGCGAGCUCACCCCGAGGUGGCGGCGCGGCCGCUGAGCCUGCGGUGCGGGGAGUGCGCGCGGGUGUUCGCGCACCUCAACUCGCUGCGGAGGCACCUGCGGGCGCACUCCGGGGAGAGGAACCAUCUGUGCAGCGUCUGCGGGAAGGCGCUCUCCAGCCGGGAGCAUCUCAAGUUCCAUCUGCGGAUACACUCCGGGUACAAGCCUAACGUCUGCAAGACAUGCGGUAAAGGUUUCGUGAAGAAGUGCAAUCUAACACUCCACGAGCGCGUGCACUCCGGCGAGAAGCCGCACGUUUGUUCCCACUGCGGGAAGGCAUUCAGUCAGCGAUCCACGCUCGUUAUACAUGAGAGGUACCACAGCGGGUCGCGGCCGUACUCCUGCGCCUUGUGCGGUCGCGGGUUCGUGGCCAAGGGCCUCCUGUCUAUGCAUCUCAAAACCACCUGCAUUUAGCCGCCCGCAUGUUUGAAGCCCUCGUUUCGCUCGCACCAGCAGUGAGUAUACUUUUUAAUACGUUACCAACUAUUUUGAUAUGUUCAAAUAUUUGUUAGUUACGUUUUUGCGAUCUUUUUAUUGAAAUGAAAAAUGAUCCUACUGUCCAAAAGUAAUGAUUGGAUAUAAGAAAUCUAAUCAAAUCAAAUAAAAAACUUAUAAUGUAUUACCAAUACCUUUGCAAAACAAUAAAUAAGUUUCAUUUUAUUACCAUAAGGUACAAGGGACAUGUUUUUAUUCAGUAUUUUUUAAGUCUUAAUCAAAAAGUAAGUGUUAAUAAAACGAAAAGAAGUAAGAACAAGCUAACUUUUCACCGCGUAAUUCACCGGUGUGAUUUGAACUGUAUUUUAAAUUCUUAUACUAAUUUUAAAUCGCACUACGGAUUCCGAAGUGGAAAGUGAGUUUGUUUACUAACAGAAUAACACUGCAGAAAUCAUUGUGUUGAUUUUAAUUUAAUAACGAACGCCUGCGUUUUUUCGUUAAUCAAAGGACAUGGAUAAGACACUGCCCUUAAUGUGUAUAAUUAUUUCGCGCUAGCCCGUAACAUCAUAAUAUUUAUAAUUUUUAUUUUUUAAGCAUGUAACUGCUUGAUGUUUAAAUCUAAAGAAAAUAUAACUAGAAAAAAAAUCUACGCGGCCCAGACAGCAGAUGGGACUCGAACCCGCACCCUUUGCUAUCCGGGCGAAUGCACUGACCAAUUAUGCUACCGCGGCCCUGAUGACCGCGUCGAAAUUCUUCUAGCCAUUCCUAAGCUGCAAGGCUGUUUCUUCUUUCAAAUGUUUAAUACUUGUAAAAGUAUUCAUUUCACGCUGCCUUGCAGCUUAAGAAUGGCUGGAAGAAUUUCGACGCGGUCAUCAGGGCCGCGGUAGCAUCAUAAUAUUUGAUUAUUAAUUAUAACGUGUUGUACAUAUAUUGUCAUACGACUGUCGUGUAAUAAAUAAUCAAAUAUUUAAAAGUAUAAAAAUUUAGUUUGUCUGUUUCAAAAAGAAAAUGCUCCGUUUUACAAAAAUAAAUAAACAAUAAAUCGACACACGAAAAUAUUUGUGUAAUUAAUUAUAUCGAAAUAAACAAUAUAAAUUCCUGAUAUAUCCAUGAUAAAUAAACUCUGAUAAACUACGAGUAUGACAUAUUAGGCCCCAAUUUAUUUAUAACAAAAUACUAAAGGCUUAAAAUAAUCGAUUUUAUUUUUCUGCUCAUACUUGAGACAAGGCUGUAUGAUAAUUAAUCCUUUGACUUUGAUAAAUAAACAAUAUAAAAUUUUACAGGUACCUGUCAGGUCAACGACAACAAAUUAUUUGUAUUUAUUUUUGCUUUAAAAAUACUUUUUGUGAAGUGUUAAUCAGAGAAAUGGAGGGAAAA